Molecule: messenger RNA, 644 nt
Organism: Drosophila santomea
Lineage: Eukaryota; Metazoa; Arthropoda; Insecta; Diptera; Drosophilidae
Exons: 5
Coding region: 86-625 (179 amino acids)
Source: RefSeq, a predicted model, not a curated record
GGAGUAUGAAGAGCGGUGAUUGUGGCGCUCAAGAGAAUCAUCAAAGAGAGUUACCAAAUUAAUCAGAGUCCACCGAUACAGCACGAUGUACACAAAGCCAACUUUAGUAUUUUGUUUUCUGGUUCUAAUGUUAAUAGUAAAAAAGGCAACGCCCCGAGUGGAGUUUACCAACUUGAAGUGUAUGUCUGUGGACAAAGAUUUCGCCGAAUUUACCGAAUGCACUCUGAAAUCGAUAAAUCGAACGUAUAAAUAUAUUUCGGCCAGAGUUAGCCUGUACAAACUGCCAAUUACUAAAGCAGGGGUCAACUUUGGACUGUACAAAAGGUUUAAUGGUUACAAGCCGUUCCUAUACAAUCAAACCAUAAAUGCUUGCCAUUUUUUCAAACAUCAAAAGGCACAUCCUGUAGCAAAGUAUUUUUUUGACAUGAUUAAGGAAGUUUCCAACUUAAACCACUCCUGUCCAUAUAAUCACGAUAUUAUUGUGGAAAAAGUAUCCACCGAUAUGGUUAAUCACCACAUUACAAAUAUUCUCUCCUACCCGGAAGGUGAUUACAUGCUAGAAACUCGUUGGAUACUAAAUGAUAAAUAUGCUGGAGGAAUUAAAGUGUAUUUGUCGCUAUUCUAAAUAUUUAAAUUACUUUCAU